UUCGCCUCAAUGCAAAACUUUACGACAUACAGCUAUCCACACUGACAGGAAUAUGAAUGGGUACGUAUCUACAUGGAUCAACAGUAAAUUCGUUUCCGCACCACUAAGUGGUGCCCGGACCAAGACUUCGAGUCUUCACAGAAUUCGAAAUGUCGUAUCUCCGCCCGAAGAUACCUCGUCUUUGUCGACAAGGUUUAUUUCCGCAGAUCGUUCUUGGGACAAUUUCCAUCCUUCUAACCUCGAUGAGUAAAAAUUCCAGUUAUUUCGUAGCGGCGUGCUUCGAGGGCGAGGAGGUGGUAGCGCAGUGGCCUGACGACGAAACCCGGUAUCUCGAUGCAGUUGUCAUGAAGGACUUGUAUCCAGAAGACAAAACCAUGCGGUUGCAAGUCCUGUGGGACUUUUCCAGGACUACUUGUCACAAGCCGGGUCGCGAGGAGUUCUGCAAGAUACCGUAUCGACAGGUAAUAUGUGAAAAUCUGUGUACAGUGGCAGCAAGUACUGAUUUCAGGUUCAGUCAAAUAGGAGGCGAGGAGGUUUGUCCUUGUCGGAAGAAAAAAUGCUGUAACAUUCAUAAAAAUGUCAAUAAAAGUAUAGUACAAAUCAACAGGUGCGUCGCCGCGGCGGGUUAGCCGGUGGCUUCACGUGCUUCGACGAGAUUUACGCCGACAAUGAGGUAAAGGAAACCAUUGCCAACGCCAUCAUUCCGCGCGAGUCCCCGGACCCCAUCGCGCUCCGUCGACCCUACCAGGGCGAUGAUCCAUCUGGAAGUGAUCGGUCGGAUUCCGUGGAUGUGGUCGGCAUUGUAGUCGCGAUUAUCGUUUCCGCGAGCGUGCUCCUCCUCUGCAUGGGGUACGCGAUGUGGUACACUUCAACGAAAUACGAUCUGUUUCGCAGCCAAGUGGUCCCCGACCCCAGUCACUGGGCUGCGGAGUACGAUAUUCCGGACUUCAAGCAGUUCAUGGAAUCGCGGCCGCCCCCGAAACUGCAGAAGCGACAGCCCAUCAGCGACGUGGCCCGCGCGUACCUGCCCGCGCAGAAGAAGCCGGCCCCCCCGAAACGCCCAAAACUGUUCGGCAACGAGGAGACGCGGCUGGCGGACGAGCGGCUGCGCCAGAUUUCGCGGGUGCAUUUCUUCGGCGCCGGGCAGAACGGAGGGGCGGAUUUUGUGCGGUAUCCGAAGUCCACGCCUGCCUUCGCGGCCCGGGACAUGGAAGUGAAGUCGCGCGUCCACGGGACUUCGGCGUACGCGCGGCGCACGGUUGUGCGGGAGCGCGGAGUGCAUAUUCCAGACGCAGAUUACUACUCGACGCCCGAGGGGCGAAGAAUGCGGCAGAUCUCGGUCAAACGAGCGACGGAAAUCGCGCCGCCCGCACGCAGCGGGUCCGCGCCGGCGAGCCGCAGCCGGGAUGCGAUGGCGAGUUUCGACACGACGGACCGCGAUGAAGAGUGUUUCCGCCCGGCGCUACAGACGCUGGUCGCGGGGAUCGGCGCGAAGAAAUACACCAAGGCAACGCGGUAUGGCCAGCGAAACACCGUGUUGGAUCCCACCGGGUUCUCCGACGCGUUUUUGACGGCCGGUCCGCCCGGGCCGGAUGAGUUUUAAGGGAGAAGAGCGUAAUUGUUCGUCUAGAUGAAUGCAGUUGGUGCUCAAUUUCUAGUCACGAAUUGCGCCGCUUGCAGUGGUCGGCGAAGAUGUUGAUACUCGUGCAUCCACUUCUACUCCUCACUGUUGCAGCAUAGCUCACCAGUGACGGUUUUGCUUUUUCGUUUCCAUCUAUGUUGUAGUAUAGGUUUAUUUCUACUGUUUCAUUCAUGUACAAAGGUUUGAAGCGAAGACGCUGGUUGAACGGAAAAAAAGACCAGGAUGCUGAAAAAUGAAAAAUGUACAAGAGCUUGUUGAGCAGUAAUGCAAAUUUUGUACUAGUGGGUUGUACUUGCCGCAACUCAUCAGAU
This is a messenger RNA of Amoebophrya sp. A120, 1953 nucleotides long. The record is from the annotation of a GenBank genome assembly. NCBI's taxonomy places the organism in Eukaryota, Dinophyceae, Syndiniales, Amoebophryaceae.